GCGUAACGUUAAUAGGCUGCUGGUAUUCUAUAUAAAGCGGGAUUGUCCUUCAUUUCCAUUAUGCAAUUGCUCUUUGAACAGCCUACUUCACCGCAUUGUUAGCACCUAAACAUGAAGGUUAUCAUUUUGUCCACUUUGAUUGCUGUUGUUAUUGGAACACCACCUUAUCAACCCAAUAAUGGCUACUCAAGUUACAAUUAUGAUGUGAAUUACUAUGCCCCUGCUUACCCAGCUUAUAACUAUGGAUACCAUGUCAAAGAUCCUUAUACCUAUAGUGAAUUUGGUCAUGAGGAAACAAGGAAAGGGGAUAACACCAAAGGGCAAUAUCAGGUUCUUCUACCUGAUGGCCGCCGACAGGUUGUGACUUAUUAUGUAAAUGGAAAAUCUGGCUUUGUUGCUGAUGUGAAGUACAUAGGUGAUGCCAAAUAUUCCGACAAACCAAGUCCAUAUCGACAAUAUUAACUUAACAUGCUGAAUGCUUAAUUUAGUGUGGCAAAUAUACUGAAAUUACUUAUUA
This is a messenger RNA of Daphnia magna, 517 nucleotides long. Its product is annotated as cuticle protein 8. Gene Ontology annotation, cellular component: extracellular matrix. The transcript has 4 exons. NCBI's taxonomy places the organism in Eukaryota, Metazoa, Arthropoda, Branchiopoda, Diplostraca, Daphniidae. The coding region runs from base 112 to 462 and encodes 116 amino acids. The record is from RefSeq and is a predicted model, not a curated record.